Messenger RNA from Etheostoma cragini (Arkansas darter), 1239 nucleotides. RefSeq names its product prostate androgen-regulated mucin-like protein 1 (gene parm1). Gene Ontology annotation, cellular component: late endosome; early endosome; plasma membrane. The record is from RefSeq and is a predicted model, not a curated record. Lineage: Eukaryota; Metazoa; Chordata; Actinopteri; Perciformes; Percidae. Bases 91 to 867 code for a protein of 258 amino acids. The transcript is spliced from 4 exons.
UCCGCAGACACACACACUGAAGCGGGCCACAGGGAGCACAGAGCUGCAGCCACACAAGGGUUGGGAGGUGUACACAGAGAACAGAACACAAUGAUGAGGGUCCGCCUGCAAACUCUGAUAACAUGUCUGCUCUUGUGCGUUGCACAAACAUCUUCACAAUCUCCCUCAACAACAGAUCUCCCUCAAACAACCACAGUGAAAUCCAUGACCAACAUCAGCUCCCAGCCUACAACCGGGAAAUCAACUAUCAGCAACACGAAUUCCACCUAUACAACCCCCUCCUCCGACAAUACAGCUACAGUGACAACUGCUUAUGUCACCAGUGUAAAUUCCACGAGUUCAGCUCCGUCCACCAAUGAUACAGCUGCAGUGACAACUGCUUAUGUAACCACUGUCAAUUCCACCAGUUCAGCGCCGUCCACCAAUGAUACAGCUGCAGUGACAACUGCUUAUGUUACCAGUGUCAAUUCCACGAGUGCAGCUCCGUCCACCAAUCACACAGCUGCCAACCCAACUUCAGCUACCACUGAGAAGAACAACACUCCAGACACAGCAACUUCUACCAUGUCCGCUUCAUCUUCUUCCUCAUUCCCAUCAUCCCCAUCUAAAACAACGGCCACCCAGGCCUCCAGCACCCGCAUAACCAGCCCCAGCACCAAGACCACCCAACUACAGGAAGGACACGAGUCCAAGGCCCUGAGCUCAGGAAGUAUUGCAGUUAUCAUGUGUGCGUUCAUCGUAAUCGUCCUCCUAGUGUUGGUUGGGCUGUACUACUACAGGAUCCGACACAGAUCCUACGGCCCUCUCCUGGAGAACAGUGAACGCACCAAUUUUGGAAACUUCGCCAAUCCAAUGUAUGACCCUUGAAUCUUAACUCUUGACCUCUGGCUUGGGAAGAGAGCCUCCAAAACCAAGUUAGGGGAGAGGAGGGGGUCCUCCAAUCAGAUUCUGAACAUAGUCUGUUAAUAGUGCGUAAGGAUCAAGCGAUUGAAAAAUGCAAAACAAAUGUGACAAAUGUGACUUUGUUUAAAUAGCCUCAUUUUUUGUAGUCAACAUAGAAGGACACAAAGUUGCAGUAUUAACUCAGGGUAACUUUUUUAAUUGCUCUGGCUGCAAAGAUACAGCACAGAAUUAUAGGACCAGAAAGGUGAAAUCACAGUGAAAACAAGCGUGUUCAUCGGGGUUCUCAUGCAUCUCACAGUAUAUUUGUAAAAAGGAAAAGUUGUGGAUUAAAAAAAA